Ictalurus furcatus (blue catfish) is the source of this 797-nucleotide messenger RNA. RefSeq names its product dharma (gene dharma). The coding region runs from base 105 to 650 and encodes 181 amino acids. Gene Ontology annotation, biological process: central nervous system development; brain development; neuron differentiation. The record is from RefSeq and is a predicted model, not a curated record. The transcript has 2 exons. Gene Ontology annotation, molecular function: DNA binding. NCBI's taxonomy places the organism in Eukaryota, Metazoa, Chordata, Actinopteri, Siluriformes, Ictaluridae.
CUUGGACUUAAGAUGGUUGAGAGGAUAAAUUUCAGUCUUACUUCAGACUGAGACAGAACAACCUGAGAGUUACCAGAACGAGGAUUUCAUGAUUAGAAGAUAACAUGGAUGCAUCGAAGUUCUCCAACUUCACUAUCGAUUACAUUCUGGGGGAAAGGACGCGACCUCAAACACAUGCAGAACUUUCAUCAGCAUCGCAGACCUUUCAGGAAGAUUUAAGUAACGUGAGCCUGCCUUCAGCGAGUCGAUUUAACGCUCAGGCUAGCGGGGCAGCACAGAUGGGUUUCCCUGCGUCCUGCCCUGGCAUCUACGACACAGCAGCUUGUUAUAACACUUUCCACUGCUGUGGACCGGUCACUUACUAUCAGACCAACUUUAACAUGGGUUACUGCGGCGGGGAGCACUGGUUUCAUGCCCAGCCAGGUAAAACUUAUACUUCUAAUAGUUCUUAUAAUACAGAUUACGAAAGAGAGGAAUGUCAUCAAAGUCCUCAGCAUAGGCAACGAAACCGCAUUAGGACAGUGUUCACCGAGAGUCAAGUGAAGCAGCUCGAUCAGCUCUUUAACAUCACCGACUAUCCGACUGCGGAAGCGCGCGCACAGCUGGCGAGAAGCACGGGCCUCAGUGAAGAGACAGUCCGGGUAAGAUAACUGCCUUCAUGGCCAUUUCAAACCUCACCUCUGUGAUAUUGUACUGCAACCUAUUUUAAAUGAAAUGUCGUAAUUUAUUUGCAGUAGUAUUAUGCCACAGGUUUCUGUAAACACGCGGCAAAGCACAAAAAUACACAAGGAUAAGGA